AUGGACUUCCGCAAAACUUCAGAUAAGUCAAUCCAAGAUUUAGCUGUUGACUGUGAGCAGUACGGCGUCAACGUUUUUGGCAGCAAGCUUUAUGAAAUGAUAGUUGACCCAACAUGCCUCAGCCACUUGGGGAGCGGGACUUAUGGCACUUGUUACACAGUCCAGAUUUCAAGAAACUACUGGGUCGUCAAGCUCAUCCCUGACGUAGCUUCAUCCAUCCAGAGUAUGCAGCGGGAGAUCCGUGCCUUGUCCGCCCUACACGGUGUCCCGGGUCUUCAGAAAAUGAUCGGUGUUUGUCCUUGGAAACUCGUCCUGAUCACCGAGUACGCCGGGGAUUCCCUGGACAAUUACUUGGAGACCCAAAGCUGCACAUUCUCCGAGCGCCUCCAGAUCAUACAACAGGUCGCCUGCACACUUUUGGAGGUGAACGCUCGGGGAUGGGUGCACAACGAUGUGAAAAUUCAUAACAUCUGCGUCCAGAAGACCGACAACGGGAUCCAAGCCACUCUCAUUGACUUUGGUCUAGCUGUCAAGGUCGGGGAUUCCAUUCCAUUCGCCCCAGGCACAGAGGCUCCCUUCCAAACGGCUCCUGAGGUCUUGAAGAGCCAUCGAAUCACCCCCCAGGCCGACGUCUACAGCGUCGGUCGCCUCGUGCAAUGCCUUCUCUCCAAACACUUAAGCUACCUCGACCGAGAACUACGGCGAUGGUUGAUCCGCUCCUUCAACAAUGACCCAAACCAGCGAGGCUCAUUAGAAGAGCUUUUGGAAUAUCUAGGCGGUGAAUAUAUACCCAGCCGCGUGUGA
Homarus americanus (American lobster) is the source of this 804-nucleotide messenger RNA. RefSeq names its product probable myosin light chain kinase DDB_G0292624. The record is from RefSeq and is a predicted model, not a curated record. Gene Ontology annotation, biological process: protein phosphorylation. Gene Ontology annotation, molecular function: protein kinase activity; ATP binding. The transcript has a single exon. NCBI's taxonomy places the organism in Eukaryota, Metazoa, Arthropoda, Malacostraca, Decapoda, Nephropidae. The coding region runs from base 1 to 804 and encodes 267 amino acids.